Messenger RNA from Terrapene triunguis (Three-toed box turtle), 6579 nucleotides. RefSeq names its product calcium voltage-gated channel subunit alpha1 I (gene CACNA1I). Gene Ontology annotation, biological process: sodium ion transmembrane transport; positive regulation of calcium ion-dependent exocytosis; neuronal action potential. NCBI's taxonomy places the organism in Eukaryota, Metazoa, Chordata, Testudines, Emydidae. The transcript is spliced from 36 exons. Gene Ontology annotation, cellular component: voltage-gated sodium channel complex; neuron projection; plasma membrane. The coding region runs from base 1 to 6579 and encodes 2192 amino acids. The record is from RefSeq and is a predicted model, not a curated record. Gene Ontology annotation, molecular function: low voltage-gated calcium channel activity; voltage-gated sodium channel activity.
AUGGCCGAAUAUGUCGCCCACCCCUCCUCGGCCUGGCACUCAGGCAGGCAGCCCCCUCACACCUCCGCCCUCUGCCCUUUGGAGCUCAUGGAUCUGGGAGUUACUGAGCAGGCACUGCCGUUGGAGCAGCCUCCGCCAUCCCUGGAGCUGGGAGACGAGGAGGAUAUCGACUCGCCGCUGGACCCUGACGUGCCCCAUCCCGACUUGGCGCCUGUGGUGUUCUUUUGCUUGAAACAGACCACCAGCCCCCGCAACUGGUGCAUCAAAAUGGUGUGUAAUCCUUGGUUCGAGUGUGUCAGCAUGAUGGUGAUUCUACUGAACUGUGUUACCCUGGGGAUGUACCAGCCUUGUGAUGAUAUGGACUGCCUCAAUGACCGGUGCAAGAUCUUGCAGGUAUUUGAUGAUUUCAUCUUCAUCUUCUUUGCAAUGGAGAUGGUGCUGAAGAUGGUGGCCCUUGGGAUCUUUGGCAAGAAGUGUUACCUUGGAGACACCUGGAACCGCCUGGAUUUCUUCAUUGUGAUGGCUGGGAUGGUGGAAUAUUCCCUGGACCUCCAAAACAUUAACUUGUCUGCAAUCCGUACUGUCCGUGUCCUGAGGCCCCUCAAAGCCAUCAACCGGGUGCCUAGCAUGCGGAUCCUGGUGAAUUUGCUCCUGGACACCCUGCCCAUGCUGGGGAAUGUUCUGCUUCUCUGCUUCUUUGUCUUCUUCAUCUUUGGCAUCAUCGGAGUACAGCUGUGGGCUGGUCUGCUCAGGAACCGCUGUUUCAUGGAGGAGAACUUCACAAUACAAGGCGACAUCAUUCUCCCCCGCUACUAUCAACCCGAGGAGGACGAUGAGAUGCCCUUCAUCUGCUCCCUGUCAGGAGACAAUGGCAUCAUGGGGUGUCAUGAGAUCCCCCCGCUGAAGGAGAGGGGCCAUGAGUGCUGCCUGGACAAGGAUGACUAUUAUUACUACAACUCCAUCCGGCAGGAGUUCAAUGUCAGUGAUGUGUGCGUCAACUGGAACCAGUACUACAACGUGUGCCGCACAGGCAAUGCCAACCCACAUAAGGGUGCCAUCAACUUUGACAAUAUCGGCUAUGCCUGGAUCGUUAUAUUUCAGGUGAUCACACUGGAAGGGUGGGUGGAGAUCAUGUAUUAUGUGAUGGAUGCUCAUUCGUUCUACAACUUUAUCUACUUUAUCUUGCUGAUAAUCGUGGGCUCUUUCUUCAUGAUCAACCUGUGCCUGGUGGUCAUAGCCACUCAGUUCUCUGAGACCAAGCAGCGGGAGCACCAGCUGAUGCAGGAACAGCGAGCGCGGUACUUGUCCUCCAGCACCGUAGCCAGCUACACCGAACCAGGAGACUGCUACGAGGAGAUCUUCCAGUACGUCUGCCACAUCGUGCGCAAAGCCAAGCGUCGCACACUUAGCCUCUACAACAGCCUGCAGGACCGACGCCAGGGCCGGAUGGAGCCAGGCAGUGCCAAGCUCGGUGUGAAUGGGAAAGGACAGAGACGCUAUAGGCAUUGCCGGAAACACAACUCUCUCGAAUACACUCCUCAUGCCCUUGUCCAGCCCACUGCUGUGACCCUGACCUCUGACCCCAACAACUGCCCCAGAUGUCACAGGGUGCAGCGUGAGGCAGCCCGGAGGCUCUCCAUCCUGGACAGUGCUGAUUCGGACCAGGAGGAAGGAGGGGCCGGCGAAGAGCAAGGAGAAGGAAGAAGAAGAAGUGAGGGUGCCGCAGAUCUGGAGAAGGAGGAAGAGGAGGGGGAAGAGGGCGGAUGGCUGAGGCUCUGUGGUGACCUGUGGCGAGAAGUGAGGGUCAAACUAAGGGGGAUUGUGGACAGCAAGUACUUCAACCGUGGGAUCAUGAUAGCCAUCCUAAUAAACACCAUCAGCAUGGGCAUUGAGCACCAUGAACAGCCAGAAGAACUGACUAACAUCUUGGAGAUCAGCAAUGUUGUGUUCACCAGCAUGUUUGCCCUGGAGAUGAUCCUGAAACUCGCCGCGUUUGGCCUCUUUGAUUACCUCCGCAAUCCCUACAACAUCUUCGACAGCAUCAUUGUCAUCAUCAGCAUCUGGGAGAUCAUUGGCCAGUCAGAUGGGGGGCUGUCAGUGCUGAGAACUUUCCGCCUCCUGCGGGUGCUGAAGCUCGUGCGUUUCAUGCCUGCUCUGCGACGCCAGCUGGUGGUGCUGAUGAAGACCAUGGACAAUGUGGCCACCUUCUGUAUGCUCCUUAUGCUCUUCAUCUUUAUAUUCAGCAUCCUGGGAAUGCACAUCUUUGGGUGCAAAUUCAGCCUCCGGACAGACACCGGAGACACUGUCCCUGACCGGAAGAAUUUCGACUCCCUGCUCUGGGCCAUCGUCACUGUGUUCCAGAUCCUGACCCAGGAGGACUGGAAUGUUGUGCUGUAUAAUGGCAUGGCCUCCACCUCACCAUGGGCAUCCCUUUACUUUGUGGCCCUCAUGACCUUUGGCAACUAUGUCCUCUUCAAUCUGCUGGUGGCUAUCCUGGUGGAGGGCUUCCAGGCUGAGGGUGAUGCCAACCGGUCGUACUCGGACGAAGAUCAGAGUUCAUCGAACAUGGAGGAAUUUGACAAAUUCCUGGACAGCCGGGAUGGCUCAGAUCCCAGGCUCUGUGCAAUUCCCAUGACCCCAAAUGGACACCUUGACCCCACCCUACCUUCUUCCAACCAGCCAGUGGCAGCUGGUGGGGUCACAAAUUCCGCCCGGAAUUCCCUGCAGCCAGACCAGAUCCUCAUUGCCCUGGGUUCCAGGAAGAGCAGUGUGAUGUCACUGGGGAGAAUGACCUACGACCAGAGGUCACUGUCUAGCUCUCGCAGUUCUCACUAUGGUGCAUGGGGCCGCAGCGGGGCCUGGGGGAGCCGUCGCUCCAGCUGGAACAGCCUGGCUCGGGGACACAGCCUAAAACACAAGCCUCCGUCUGCCGAGCAUGAAUCUCUGCUGUCUGGGGAAAGGCACAGGGUGGCGGAUGUAGAACGAGAGGGGAUGGGAAGGGCCCCUCAUCACCGGCGAACGCUCUCCCUGGACACCAAAGAUUCCUGUGAUCUGGUGGAGCUGACGUCAUCAGUCCCAUCCAGUCACAGGGCAGCGCGGAAGGUGGGUGUGGCUCUGGGCACCAGCGAGCACCAGGACUGCAAUGGCAAAAUGCCCAAUAUCGCUAAAGAGAUUUUCCCGAAGAUGGACAACCGCAAGGAACGUGGAGAGGACGAGGAGGAGAUAGACUAUAGCCUGUGUUUCCGCAUCCGGAAGAUGAUGGAUGUCUACAAGCCAGACUGGUGUGAGAUACGGGAGGAUUGGUCCAUCUACCUCUUCUCUCCACAAAACAGGUUCCGCAUCCUCUGCCAAACCAUCAUUGCUCACAAGCUGUUUGACUACGUUGUUCUGGCCUUCAUCUUCCUGAACUGCAUCACCAUUGCCCUGGAGAGACCGCAGAUCGAGCAUCGGAGCACCGAGAGAAUCUUUCUCACCGUAUCCAACUACAUUUUCACGGCAAUCUUCGUAGCUGAGAUGACACUAAAGGUGGUCUCUCUAGGCCUAUAUUUUGGGGAGCAGGCCUAUCUCCGCAGCAGCUGGAACAUCCUAGAUGGCUUCUUGGUCUUUGUGUCCCUCAUUGACAUUGUGGUCUCAGUGGCCUCUGCUGGAGGAGCUAAAAUUUUGGGGGUGCUCCGGGUCCUCCGACUGCUGCGCACCCUACGUCCUCUCAGGGUCAUCAGCCGUGCCCCAGGCCUGAAGCUGGUGGUGGAGACACUCAUCUCAUCCCUCAAACCCAUUGGGAACAUUGUCCUCAUUUGCUGUGCCUUCUUUAUCAUCUUCGGCAUCCUGGGCGUGCAGCUCUUCAAGGGGAAGUUCUACCACUGCCUCGGGGUUGACAUCCGUAACAUCACCAACAGGUCUGACUGUGUGGCCGCCAAUUACAAGUGGGUACACCAAAAGUACAACUUUGACAACCUUGGACAGGCCCUGAUGUCCCUCUUCGUUCUGGCCUCCAAAGAUGGUUGGGUCAAUAUUAUGUAUAAUGGACUAGAUGCUGUGGCUGUUGACCAGCAGCCAGUGACCAACAACAACCCCUGGAUGCUCCUUUACUUCAUCUCGUUCCUCCUCAUUGUCAGCUUCUUCGUACUCAACAUGUUUGUGGGGGUGGUGGUGGAGAACUUCCACAAGUGCCGGCAGCACCAGGAGGCAGAGGAGGCACGCCGGCGGGAGGAGAAGCGCCUCAGGCGCCUGGAGAAGAAGCGCAGGAAGGCGCAGCGCUUGCCGUAUUAUGCCACCUACUGCUCUGUCCGCCUCCUCAUCCAUUCGGUCUGCACCAGCCACUACUUGGACAUCUUCAUCACCUUCAUCAUCUGCCUCAACGUCGUCACCAUGUCCCUGGAGCACUACAACCAGCCAGUGUCUCUUGAGACUGCCCUGAAGUACUGCAACUACAUGUUCACCACAGUCUUUGUGCUGGAGGCGGUUCUGAAGCUGGUGGCGUUUGGACUGCGGCGAUUCUUCAAAGACCGGUGGAACCAGCUGGACCUGGCCAUUGUGCUGCUAUCUGUCAUGGGCAUCACGCUGGAGGAGAUUGAAAUCAACGCAGCUCUCCCCAUCAACCCCACUAUCAUCCGCAUCAUGAGGGUGCUGCGCAUUGCCCGGGUGCUGAAGCUGCUGAAGAUGGCGACAGGGAUGCGGGCGUUACUGGACACAGUUGUGCAAGCUCUGCCGCAGGUGGGGAACCUCGGACUGCUCUUCAUGCUCCUCUUUUUCAUCUACGCUGCCCUAGGAGUGGAGCUCUUUGGGAAGCUGGUGUGCAAUGACGAGAACCCCUGUGAGGGCAUGAGCCGCCAUGCCACCUUUGAGAACUUUGGGAUGGCCUUCCUCACGCUCUUCCAGGUCUCCACUGGCGACAACUGGAAUGGAAUCAUGAAGGAUACCCUGCGGGACUGCACCCAUGAUGACCGGAGUUGCCUCAGCAACCUGCAGUUCAUCUCGCCACUCUACUUUGUCAGCUUCGUGCUCACAGCCCAGUUCGUUCUCAUCAACGUGGUGGUAGCUGUGCUUAUGAAACACCUCGACGACAGCAACAAGGAGGCGCAGGAAGAUGCGGAAAUGGAUGCCGAGAUUGAGCUUGAGAUGGCACACGGGCUCUGCCCCCGCAGCGUGGGCUCCCCGAGCUCAGGACGGGGUGGAGGAGGUGGAGGAGGUGGGAGAGUGGACCCUGAAGGACAUCUGUGCAUGAGAUGUUUCUCUCCAGCACAGGAGAACUUAUGGCUGGACAGUGUCUCUUUAAUUAUUAAGGACUCCUUCGACGGGGAGUUAAUGAUCAUCGAUAACCUAUCGGGCUCCGUCUUCCAUCAUUACUCCUCGCCGGCCAUGUGCGAGAAGUGUAACCAUGACAAGCAAGAGGUUCAGCUGGCUGAAAUGGAAGGCUUAUCCCUCAACUCAGACAGGUCUUCUUCCAUCCUGCUAGGGGAUGAUUUAGACAAUCGCAGCAUCUGUCAGUUGAGUCCUAAGGAGACCAAGGAUGGCCAGAACAGUCUUGACUCCACGGGCAUGGGAGAUUUGGGGGAAUGUUUCUUCCCAUUAACAACUACAGGUGCUUCUCCAACUCCGGAAAGUUACUUGUGUGAAAUGGAGAAAAUCCCUUUCAACCCCGUCCAGUCCUGGCUGAAGCAUGAGAGUAAUCAAGUCCCCCCCAGACCCUUCUCUCCAGGUACGUCCAGGCCACUGUUACCUGUACCAGCGGAGUUUUUCCACCCAGCCAUCUCUGCCACCCAGACUGGGCAGGAGAAGGUUUCCUGUCCAGGCAGCCUUCCUAAAAUCUCUCUGCAGGGUUCAUGGGCAUCACUGCGAUCCCCAAGUGUGAACUGCUCACUACUCCACCAGGCCACGGAGAGCGACACCUCCCUCGAUGACAGCAGGAGCAGUAGCUCAGAAGGCAGCUUGCAGACCACCCUGGAGGACAGCUUGAACCUUAGCGACUCACCCCAGUGCACCCUGGACCUCCCGGUGGCAUUGUGCCCGAUGCCAACGGCUGCCACCCAAAGAACCAUGGCAGCUCCGCUUUCCCCUGCAUCCCGGAGGCGGAACCUGCGGGGCCGCGGGAUAUUCAGCCUGCAGAACAUCAGGCGGCAUCAGCGGAGCCACAGCAGCGGAGGGAGCACAAGCCCUGGGUGCACUCAUCAUGACUCCAUGGACCCUUCUGACGAGGAGGGCGCGGGGAGCAGCCUGAGGGGUGGCAACAACAGCGAGCAGUCAGAGACCCUCAGCAGCCUCUCCCUGACAUCCCUUUUCUCCCCACCCCCUCCGCCCCCGGGCCGGGCCCUUGUAAAGAAGUGCAACAGCACAAGCAGCCUCAGCGCCAACCCCUCCUCCCGAGGGCCCACGACCAACGAAGCCAAGUCGUUCUACUCGGUUGACCCCCGGGGGUUCCUCUCCAUGCCCUCCUGGGUGACGGACUUCUGCAAGGACACCCCCUCGCCGGGUGAUGGUGAGGGGUCGGACAGCCCUGAUAAACUGGGGACGGCAGACCGCAGCUCCCCACUCCCUUCUGAGCUGGAGCUGGGCAAUGGAGUCAGCAAGAGGAACAGAUGA